This is a messenger RNA of Marasmius oreades (fairy-ring Marasmius), 2206 nucleotides long. RefSeq lists its product as uncharacterized. Bases 499 to 2052 code for a protein of 517 amino acids. The transcript is spliced from 11 exons. The record is from RefSeq and is a predicted model, not a curated record. Gene Ontology annotation, molecular function: iron ion binding; heme binding; oxidoreductase activity, acting on paired donors, with incorporation or reduction of molecular oxygen. NCBI's taxonomy places the organism in Eukaryota, Fungi, Basidiomycota, Agaricomycetes, Agaricales, Marasmiaceae.
GUUACCGUUGACAGUGGUAUGUAAGGUGGAGGCUUGUACCUCAGGGUAUUUUCGGGAGCCUUCUACAAAUAGCAGCACUGCAUUGCGUUUCAGUUUAGCCCUUACGCUGACCAAGUUCAUUGAGCGCUGGAGCGCUGACAACCCACCCGGAAAUGCGCUUCCGAUAUCUCCAGGAUUAACCACAAUGCAUGCUCUUCAUGUCAAACUCAACCGUGUCCAGUUCCCUGUCCUAGACCCAAACCGGUUUUGUUGUUCCAUACGAUUGGAGCAGCCGGGACGCUAGCCACCGUUGUGGCGGUUCUCGGGACACUGAGAAAAACAAAAACGAGGCCGUUAUCAGACCCUUUAUACCGCGACAUCAUCAUCUCAGCGGAAACUCGUACACAAAUCGCGGCGUCACCAUGCAAGCUUUGGAAGGGUUUCCAUUUGGUUUCCUUAUUUUGUUCCGGUGCUGUUGGUAUAAAUAAAAGCUCAUGGUUCUGAAACCGCAUCCAUCCCAUGGCUCUCUUCACUACCAUACAGAUCCUCUUGGUUCUCCUACUAGCCUCCACCGUCGCUUUCUUAUGGCGCCGACAUGUAUCGCGCCUGUCACUUCCCCCAGGGCCGAAGGGAAGCUUUUUAACCGGUGUCAAGGACCAAUUACCCCCUUCAGCUCCUUGGAAGAAGUAUGCUACAUGGGCAGAGCAUUUUCGUACGAACAUACUUUACUUCCGGCUAUACAACAAAGAUUUCGUUGUCCUUAAUGAUCAUACCGCUGUACACGACCUUUUGAACUCACGCGCUGGGAUCUACUCCGAUCGACCCAAAGCGUGGAUGUUCUUCGAGCUUUGUGCUCGAGAGAAGGCUGUAUUCAAUAUAUCCGCUACAAAUCCUCGACAUUCCCAGUACAGACGACUGCUCAAUACACGACUCAACAGUCAGGCGAUGAAAGAUAUGUAUGAGGUCCUUGAAGACGAAUCUGAGAAGAUGGUAAAGGGGAUGGCGUCUUCCCCGGUAGAUUAUGAAAAGUAUAUUCGACGUUCGAUAAUGGAACCAAUUAGGAACUCUGUCGCUGUCAUUAUGAAAGUUGCUUACGGCUAUGAAGUGGCUUCUGAGAAUGACCACUUCAUUAACGUCGCUGAAGAAUGUGCAAAGAUUUCUGGGUGGGCGAUGGCCCCGGGUCGUUGGCUGGUUGAUUAUUAUCCUAUCUUACGGUUCCUCCCGUCGUGGUUGCCUUUUACUGGAUUCCAACGUCAAGCAGAGGAAUGGAAGAAACGGCUUGCUUCUCUUUCCGAUGAGCCGCACCAAUGGGUGAAGAGCCAGAUGAGAUCGGAGGAGUAUAGGGAAUCUUUCACUUCAAAGCUGUUGAAUCCUGAAGGAGGUGGUGCCGUGAGUGAAGCACAGGAGGAUCUGAUUAAGUGGUCCGCUGGGGGGCUGUAUGUCGGUGCCACGGAUACUACAAUAUCCGCGAUGAUAUCCUUCAUGCUUCUAAUGGCCUUACACCCCGAGGCUCAGAACAAAGCUCAAGCCGAGAUCGACCGAGUCGUCGGAUCUCAUCCCCGUCUCCCCGAAGUCACUGAGCUCCAUCAUCUUCAUUACCUACACGCGAUGAUGAAAGAAGUAUUGAGAUACGCGCCCGUUGCGAAUAUAGCACUCCCACAUCGGGUAAUCCGGGAUGACGAGUAUAAAGGAUACAGGAUUCCGAAAGAUGCUACCGUAAUAGCUAACGUCUGGGCAAUCAUGCACGAUCCUGAAUUGUACCCAAACCCCUCGAAAUUCGAUCCAGAACGUUUCGUUGGAGAACAGAUAAACUCGAGACGGAAAAUAGAAACGGACGCCACUGUGAACAUCAAUCCAGAUCCUACCCUGUUUGCGUUCGGUUUCGGGAGGCGUAGUUGUCCAGGUAUUCGGUUCACCGAGACAUCACUACUGCUGUGUAUGGCCCGCAUACUGGCUAGAUUCAUUAUCCAUCUCCCACCAGUGUCAGGUGUUCCCGCAAAAGUUGAAUUCACUUCGGGGAUUACGAGCCACAUCAAACCCUUCGAUAUUCAGAUACGACCUCGGGUGUUCUGAGCGCGGUAUGAGUACUUGAGUAGCUCCCCACACCUUUAAGAUAAUAUAUUAUACCUAUACAUCAUUGUACGUCGGACGGCGUCCAAGAAGGAUCUAAAUUUCUAAUAAUAAUAAUAAUAAUAUACUGAUUAAUGAAACUAAUGUCAUGAUUGCC